AUGCGGUUCUUGGUUCAGUUCCUGUUCGGGUUCGGUUUUUUCGGAAGCGGUUCCUACGAAGAUCUUGGAGAUGAUGAAUGUGCCUGGACUAACCCGAGAAAACGUAGCCAGUCACCUCCAGGAUUUGUUCUGUUUCUUGAUGUGUUGUUAAGAAUUGGUGACAUUUUUUGGGGAUUGCAGAAGUACAGCAUCUAUCUAAGAAGGCUUGGAGGAGUAUCGCAGCACCAAGGCAACAUGAACCAUUCAUUUAUGACCGGUCAAGAACCGAGUUUCGGUCCAUUGAACGGGUUUGACCAUCUUCAAGCGCUAGCUGCUGCGAGUCACCUCCCUGCUCAGAGCCUUGGCCUUUACGAGCAGUAUCAUCAAGAAGAUCUCAUGAGCGCUCUUCUCAAGCAGGUUUGA
Messenger RNA from Microthlaspi erraticum, 402 nucleotides. The record is from the annotation of a GenBank genome assembly. Lineage: Eukaryota; Viridiplantae; Streptophyta; Magnoliopsida; Brassicales; Brassicaceae.